This is a messenger RNA of Patiria miniata (bat star), 5386 nucleotides long. RefSeq names its product iroquois-class homeodomain protein IRX-6-like. The record is from RefSeq and is a predicted model, not a curated record. Gene Ontology annotation, cellular component: nucleus. NCBI's taxonomy places the organism in Eukaryota, Metazoa, Echinodermata, Asteroidea, Valvatida, Asterinidae. Gene Ontology annotation, molecular function: RNA polymerase II cis-regulatory region sequence-specific DNA binding; DNA-binding transcription factor activity, RNA polymerase II-specific. Gene Ontology annotation, biological process: cell development; regulation of transcription by RNA polymerase II; neuron differentiation.
CGCGCCAGUCGGCUGUCACGGCGUGUGCACGCAUGCUUGUUCUGGCCCUAACUGCUUCUCUCUCUAGGUGACUAGAUACUGACACAGUGUACUCCUGUAUGUACAUGUUCAUGUACACGACCUCGGGCCCCCAUAAAGCGGUACGGUAGCCGAUAUCAGGGGGUGCCCUAGUAGUUACCCACAAGCCCAUCACAACUCUGACACGGUCGAAAAAAGAGAGUUUACUUGUAAGGACACGCGCCGCUUGGAAGCAACUUCCCCCGACAACCUCACUCUCAACACACGUUAACCAAGGCGUAUCAGCUGGGAUGUAACAAACUUGGGGGCAACUCACUCCAGUCAGCUAGCUCACUACACGGAACCUAUAGCCAGUGGUCCAUCCCAACAUCUCUUCAACUUCGAAACUUUUCUUUUGGUUAUUUUAUCGAGUUCUCUGAAACUCAUUCUUUUGGGGUCAACUUCUGGGCAGAUCAAACGCAUGGGAUUAUACCGGACCAGGAUUUUAUUACGCAGGAAAACGCACUUCUUCUAACCCAACCUCUGCCGGUUCGAGGCACGACCUUCUUUCAAGCUGGAGAAAACAAGCAUGUCAACCUUUGCGCAGUUCGGCUACCCGUAUCCGGCCUCGUCACAGUUACUGAUGUCGGCUGCUACCCCGGCUUCAUCGUGCUGUGAGAGCGGUCGACCGGUCGUCACCGAUCCUCACACGGGGCAAGCGGUGUGUUGCUCCCCGCUAGACAACCGUGCCACCGCGCUGCUCCACUCGCGGGUGGCUGGGCUGCCUGCGCUCUACACAUCCCCGUACGCUACUGACCCGGGCUUCGUUCAUUUCGCCGCGGAUCCUUCUGCGUUCUACUCACCUCUCAAUUCAGCGUACGAUUUGAAGACGAAUCCGGAGGGAUGGAGUGCUUUAGCCCAGCCCACCGCCUGCUACCCGUACGACCCUACCACAUAUCAGUACUACGGCGACCGAUACGGCGCGAUGGAUUUGAACGGCGCCAGGCGCAAGAACGCCACCCGCGAGACGACCAGCACGCUGAAAGCCUGGCUGUACGAGCACCGCAAGAACCCGUACCCAACCAAAGGCGAGAAGAUCAUGCUGGCCAUCAUCACCAAGAUGACACUGACCCAGGUAUCCACCUGGUUCGCCAACGCCCGGCGACGCCUCAAGAAGGAGAACAAGAUGACCUGGUCGCCCCGCAACCGCUGCGGCGACGGCCGGAAGGAAGACUACGAGUCCGAAGACGGCGAGGACCACGAGCGAGACGACGACAUGGAUGGACUAGGCACUGACCUGGAAAGCAACCACAAUGGACAGUUGUCAGAUCGUGAGGGAACGAGGGAGGAAAAUAACAACGAGAAGGAGGAUGAGAAUGAUGACGAUAGGGAAAUAAUAGUGUGCGAUUGUAGCAGUAGUAGCCAUGUAGGUUUACCGCGUAUUGAGCCGAGGGUACCGGCUGGGUUUGUGGGUACCAACCCGGACAGAGACUCUGUGAGUAUCACGGUGGACGAUGAAGAAAACAGCCAUCAUCAUAACCAUCAUCCUCAUCGGUCCAGGGAACUUUGUGGUAGCCCCCUCUGCCACCGGAGGAGUCCCAGCCCCGCCCCUCUGGCGCCCUCAAUGAUCCGAGCAACCUGCCGACCUACCUCCAGAUCCCCACCGUGCGAGAAACCGCUGCCGGCCUCGCCGCCCCGGCAGGCCGAGAAACCCAAGAUCUGGUCGCUGGCGCACACGGCCACCUCCAGCAGCCCCGAGCGGGAGCGCCGGUCGCGAUCGCCCGUGCGCUCGCCCGUCCACAACGGCGUGCAGGCAGCCAUGCCGACCAACCUAGCCCAGAACUUUCACUACCCGUACGACUCGCCCAUGAGCACGCUACGGCAGUGGGUGGACGGACAGUUUCACGGGGGUUUGCCCAUACCUAGGAUGUCUACGGGGUUGCCCAACAUGCAUCAGCUCUCGGCAGCAGCUUCCAGUCUCCAAGGCGCCCGAGCACCCACCUGUGUCGUCAGCAGCUCACAAGGACCUCUAUUCUCCACGGCCUCGGGGAUCGGGAGUAGGCACCCACUAUUAGUCCACGAUGUAUCAGCCAUGCAUAAUGGAGUUACCAUCACUACGUCUCCCCAUAAAGAAGUAGUCGUCGACUCUAGACGAGACAGCAGCGAUAGUAGAGAAGCCGACGAACCGAUAAUGAGGACGGCUUUCAAGCCAGUGCCGAGGCGAUAAGAGAUCGCUCACUCUGGCAGUGACAUCGGUCUGCGCAGACUCGGUGACCUCCUGGUACCCUGUAGUGAUUGGUUGGUGCGGCUGACGUCAUGUCGAACGGGGUCAACCAACCGAUGACUUUUUCUACGGCUGGCUGGCUGUGUGGUGUUCCGUGUCUUGACGCUGUACUGUUUCGUCUUGAGGAGUAUUCACGUAGCUGACAGCGCGUGAACUGCGGACUUGCUCGACAUCAGCGUUUGCUGUUCUCGGCAGAUUACCAACUAAAAUCGGCACCGGAUGGAUAAUUCUGGGAUGUCUGAUUGCCGUGCCUGAUUGGAGGACCGAGACCGAGCAGAUUUGUGCUGUAGAACGCGAGGAAAACCGGCGGAUUCUGCGGUCUGGUUAUCGGCCCACUUCACCGGUUCGCGGUGACAAAAUUUUUGCCGUAGUCUUCAAAACAAACGAGAUUUCAGACCCGAAUUCUAUCCAUCGCACACUCAGCCACCAACAGAACAUGGAUUCUGCUAACGGUGUUAAACUGUUUUAUUUAUAUUACACAUCGGACUCCUUUCUUCUCCGUGGCACCUGAAGGAAAAUGUGGUAGUAGUUGGAAGAUAAUCCUCACCCUAUAGUUAUUUAUUUAAUGAGAAAAAAAAUGUCAUUGAGAGUAUAUUGUUUUCAUAAGCAGGUGUAAGUAAAAUGUCGCAUUUGUUUUUGUUUUGUUUCGUUUUUUUUUAUAAAUUGAGAUCCAUAGUGGAGGUUAUAUUGGUAAUAUAUGUAUAUACUGCAUCAUUUUCUAUUGACAAGAAACAAAAUGUGACAACUGCCAUAUGACAUGAUGGUGCAUUUUUUCAGUGUGAGUUAAGAAGGGUGAGCUAAACAAGAAAAACGCAGCAUAAACUUUGUAAUUCUGUUGCCAAAUACAACUUGCUUGAAUGCCCAUAGCGGUUGACCUCCAAAAUUUUAGUCCCUACCAUACUCAUAGGCUACUUGUUGGGUCAGCACAAUAUUGUGUAGUCUUAUCUUAUUUUCCGACCUGUUAGUUUUUAUUAUACGCUUGCGAGCAAUUCAAAUGCAAGUUUUCACUGUAGAAAUAUCUGCAGUCCAAUCCCAUUCGAAUUAGAAAAAAAAUAGUGUUUGGAGUCUAGUGUUUACAAAUGUUAUUAAAAGGUUCUGUUGUAUUCGUUUAGUACUUAACUUCGCCAAUACUCGAGACAAAGCAUAUACACUGGUCAUUAUACAGGCUUAUCUUUGUAUAUAAACGGCUCCUGAACCGAAUCCAUUUUGUUUCAAAUUUUGUCAAAGUGUGUGAGACUGCAUUUUGGAUUCAAAUAAAAUAGAGUAAUCCAAUUUAGAACGGUCAUCAUUUCAACAUUUGUUACCCUUGGAUGCCGAUGACGCACUGCCAGAUCCCAAGAGGUCAUUUGCAAACAGAGACUGUGAAACUCUUAAACGGUCUUGGUCAUUGUCAAACGUUUUGUUCAUUUUGUCUUAAAAAGAAAAACUCGCACUUUAUGUUGCUGGAAUUGUAUUGCGAAUUCAAACGAAUUUAUCUGUUAAUCCCAGUAUUCAAUUUGUCCGAGUCAAGUUAACAAAAGUAGGCCCUAUGCACGGACGCUGUACAUUUUGAUCUGUGACGGGUUUCCCCUUGUUGCAUUCGUUGUGAAGGAUCUAAAUUAGGGACGCCAUUUUGAAAGGUUUUCUUGGCCAUUUCAUGAUCUCUCAUCACAAAUUGGUGGAAUUAUUUGACCUAAUUGUUAAAACCAGACACAGUUUAAUAACAUGUUUUCCUCGUUAAACCCAGGGACGGCAAAUUGCCAAUGUUACAAAUGAGUUUUGAAUGUAACCUGAAGAAACAUAUGCUAACGUGUCACGUUACAUGAAAAUGGGCUCCCAUGUUAUGUGUAAAAUGUUAUGUGUAUAAUAUUACGCCAACAUAUGUUGGCGGUAAACUAGUUAUCUCUUUUGCGUCUUGCGAACUCAUCUCGCACUAUGUUAAAAACGGGUACACCGUUGCCAAUGAGUUUUCUUUGUGCGUGAUGAUGUUUGUGACCUAUCAUAAGCCGUAUUAUGUUCUAUCACUUUAAAAAAAAUAGUCUGGAAAAAAACCCCGAUAAUGUUACGGGUCGCUAGGGCAUGCAUAGUUGUCAUGGCGAUUCCGUAGUCUUGUAAUACUGAGUGACCUACGUGUUAGAGACAAUGGAGUGGUGUACUGCCAUCCUUCAAAUCAAUAUUGUUGACUUCAUCUUGUUAAUGUCCACUAUUUUUUUCUGUGAACGGAAAAAAAAACUUGCCUCACGAAACCCGGCGUCGGGAUCAUUUUAAUAAUUCAGGCCGUUGUUUGUUGGUUAUUUUGGAAAUCAGCCGAUGGGAACCGAAAGGAUCGGGAUCGGAUAAAAAUUCCAUCUGGUAUUUUGAAGUUUGAUCGAAAAUCGAUUUUUCCGCAUACCAAUCUGACUGUCAUAGUUGGGCGUUAAUGGUGUGAUGAACGCACAGGAUUAGCUUUUGUGACUUGUUUACCAACUCAUGCAUCCGUUGAGCUUUGAAGGGGGAAAAAUAUUUCUGAAAUGUGAAACCCGUUUGUUUACACCACGUUUACUUGACAUGUUGGUUGUCAAGUCGCUUUCAUUGUGACUCUCAAAAGCUCGAUUUCAAACGAAAUUGAUUUUGCGAGUAGACGCAAACGUUUUUGUGAGAAGACAGAUCCAAUCAGGUAUUUCGUAUUAAGUAUACCGUAUAUACAGACCAUAACUCAGUGGUACGAUGACUGUGAUUGGCCAGUUGGAAAAAGUCGCGCGUUUAAAAGUUAUAAGCAUUUAAGUCUUGCAGAUAAACAUGCAGAAAACCCACCACUGCCCAACUACUGCCCUGUACUUAGUUACAUAUGUUAAUUUUAAUGUUAAAAUGGUGAAAAAAAAGACUUAUAAUAAAGUGUUUCUGUGAUACGAUUUGAGUGUUUCGAAGCGCUCUGUAUUUCGUUUUUUAUAACCGAGUUAAAAUACGCCUGUGUUCACUUGUGUUUCACGUAGUAACAAAAAAAGCAAAGCUUUUUGGCAGGGAAAUUGUGUACAAAUUUUCUUUGUUUUUGUAAUUAUCUACUGUUGUUAAUGUUGCGACGGAAAUGUAUAUACAUUUGUGGGAGACGAAAAAAAUAAUAAAGGUGAUGAAAUUACGAUGAUAAAA